Molecule: messenger RNA, 307 nt
Organism: Dentiscutata erythropus
Lineage: Eukaryota; Fungi; Glomeromycota; Glomeromycetes; Diversisporales; Gigasporaceae
Source: the annotation of a GenBank genome assembly
AGAAGUUGGAACGCUCACGAAAAAUUGGCAAUUGUUACAUACCUUGAAAGAAAUCCCACGGCUACUAAACAAAACACUGCAGAAAGACAGUUAAAUAUUGGUGGACGACCUAAGUAUCCACUUUUAGAAGAUGAUCUUAAAACCUGGGUUAAAUCUUUAUGUUCACGACAAAAGAUCAUAUCUCGUUAUAUGGUUAAAACUAAGGCUAAUCAACUUGCAAAGCAAUCACAUUUUCUUUCACUUUAUCCAACGAUCAAUGAAUGCAAGUUACCAGAAGACUUAGAACCUAAAAGAGAUGAAUUUUUGA